Messenger RNA from Ictalurus furcatus (blue catfish), 1315 nucleotides. RefSeq names its product F-box protein 16 (gene fbxo16). Lineage: Eukaryota; Metazoa; Chordata; Actinopteri; Siluriformes; Ictaluridae. The transcript has 9 exons. The record is from RefSeq and is a predicted model, not a curated record. Gene Ontology annotation, molecular function: protein binding. The coding region runs from base 18 to 1181 and encodes 387 amino acids.
UGGCACAUACAAGUAUCAUGGUCAAUUUUGGUGUCCCUGAGGGAAUGGCAUUCGCUCCUCGAGAGACACUUGGUAGUAAGAUGCAGACCAAGCGGAGCUCCUGGACGCCACUAAACCACCACCUGUCCAACAGCCAUGUCUUUGAAGAGAGGAAAAAGCUUGUUGGCAAGUGGUUUGAUAAGUGGUCCGACAGCCAGAGGAAGCAGGUGUUACAGGACUUCUUUUCCCGUUGCUCCAUGGCCCAGAUGAAGUAUCUUAGACAGACUCUGUGCACUCAGGUGCCUGAGGACGUGCUGGACUUUACCAGUGUUCUGCCCAGGGUCAUAUCUCUCUAUAUCUUCUCAUUCCUCGACCCAAGAAGCCUCUGUAGAUGUGCACAGGUUAGCUGGAAUUGGAAGAGCAUGGUGGAGCUGGACCAAGUCUGGAUGCCAAAAUGCCUGAGACUGGGUUGGUGUAUAACAUUCACUCCUACACCAUUUGAGCAAGGUGUGUGGAAGAGGCACUACUUAGAGACAGUGCAGGGGCUUCAUGUAAGCCGACCCAAGACUCUCGAUAAGGAGGAAUUCAUAGUUCCUGAAGUGAAGGCGAUCAACAGUGAAGUUGAAGAGCCGACUCUGGAGAACGGGGAAUUGAGGCCCAGCGUCCUGAGUCAGCAUGGGCGGAGUUUACCUGGCCAUGCCUCAGUGACUUCAGCAAAAGGACUUCCACCGUGGAGAGACUCAGACAGACACCCCACUGACACAAUACGCUUUAACUACUUAGACAACCUCGACCCAAUCGAGCAUGCAAGACAAGUACAAGCAAGAAGCAGAGGGACUAAUCCCAACACAUCACAAGAAAGCACACAGAAGAAAGCCCUGUCUGCCUCAUCAUACAAACGGUGCAAGGCCAAGUCUAUGAUAUUCUCAUCGCUGGAGCUUAGUGCAGAUGGUAAGAGAAGGCAGAGCAGACCGCAGUGGGCAACGCAGAACGUUGUGCCAUUCUCCAGUAAAGACCCGGAAAAGAGGAUCAGUUCAAUCCAGUGGAAUGCUGGGAUACGGCCUGGUCCGGUAAGAAAUCCGGUACCCAGACUGACCGAGAAGACUCUCCGAGCUUCACUAAGAUCCCACAGGAGCACACCAACAGCAGCAGUUCUACUGGUUGAAGGACAGAGAGAUUUGGAGGACACAGGCCUGAGAUGAAGACUGGCACUUUCUCGCCAUCUGGUGGACAACAAUGAGAACUGCAGAAUUGUAUUGCUUUACGUCAGGAAUGUAAAUUUGUAGUUUUAUGUCAUAUACACAUAUUCAAAUUUAAGAAUUUACCCAGAUAUAAU